UGCAAAUGUCCUGGUUUUCUUUGUUUUUCAUUGGGCAAUUAAAAUAAGGCACUCUCCUGCAAAUGACCCAAGAGGAUUGUUGACAAAAGGCAGCAAAAGUCCCCAAAAAUCUAAACAUAUGCACUCCUCUGAUGCUUGCAGUCUUUCAACUGAGGACAUGCAUAAAGGUAGUUGAAAUUCCCAAGAUUUUGCAACCUUACAGGCCGCAUUUUCCCCCUGAGGUACAAUCUGAAACUUAACAAACAUUUACCCUCAGCUUCUUGUGUUGUUCCGAAAAACAAGGAACAGAGCAACAAAUAACACACUCAAGAACGAAACAAGGAACUUACGUUGUUAUAUCAAGAAAUGUAGGAAGUUAUGGCUUGCCAAUCUAUUAUGAAAUUGCAUUCUCUUCCCUUUCCAGGUUUCACAUCCAUGUUUUUAAUUUUUCUCAUGCUGACUCAACAGGUUCUGGAAAAAAUUAGUUUGGCAAAAAAUAUGUAAGACAUGUAGGAGGGUGUAUAACAGCAUUAUUGGUACAGCUUUACUCUUUGUUGGUUCAAUCUUCAUUCCUUCAGCUUUCAACAUGUUGCUUAUGCUGCUGCUACUUGCAUCCACAGUUGACGGCCAGGUCCAGCAUGUUUCAGGCCAUAUGAACAAUGGCUCGUGUACAUGCGAAGUCAACACCAGCAUGUGGCUCUUCCCUGCUGUGAAGUAUGAGGCCACACUGCAGAAGGUUGAGUCUUGUGAGGAUUCCCUGAAACUACUACAAAAACAGGUGCACAUAUCCCACCGGCGUCUCCCUGAGAUUCAGGCAGUGAUAAACAACAUAACAGCUCGGCUGGAAUCUUACCAGUACCUACAUUAUAAGGGCCUGUAUUCGACUCUGCAUCUGCAUCCGCUGGCAGAGGAACUCAGCAAGCUGGAGGAUGCCAUUAAUACCAUGUCCACUCAGUUGAACGACGACAAAACUGAGAAACUUUCCAAAGAGGUCAGUAAACUGCGAAGAGAUGUCAACCAGAUGGAUAUGGCCAACACAAUUAACAUGAAGACUGUGAAAGAGAAACUGCGCAAACUGAAGAACAGUGCUGUCUCUUGCUUGUCAAUCCCCAAAGAUUUCAAAGGUCAGCACAGGUAUUGCCUCAAGGGCCUAAUCACCAACAUCAGCCAACCAGUCACAACUAAAGUCAGCCCAUACGGGAAGAACAUCAUUUCUGGAUCAUGGGGCCAGCAGGCUCAAAGGGACAGCGAAGCCCUGAAAACCGCCUUCUGGAUUCUGCCUUUGCUCAACGGCCAUUUUUUUGGAAACACCCUGCGAGUAUAUCAAUCAUAUGAAGACUUCAUGGCCUCCACUCAUCACCAAGAUUUCAUCUUGGCUCCAUCCACCACCCAUCCUAAUGCCAUUGAAGGUCCUAGUGCUGUCCUGUACGGAGAGGCUCUGUACUAUCAUUGCUAUGGCUCUGCAGAUAUCUGUCGCUAUGAUCUGAACAGCAAGGCUGUAACAAGGGUCACACUUCCCGGCAUCACUCAGGGAUUCUUCAACAAAUUCCCUUACUGUUAUAUUGAUUGUCGUGCCAGAACUGAUGUGGAUGUGGAAGUAGAUGAGACAGGCCUGUGGGCCCUGUAUGCCACGGCUGGUAGCCAUGGUAAUAUAGUGGCAAGCAGACUCUCUUGGGACAGUGAAGCCGAAACGCUCAGUGUCACUCAGACGUGGGAAACAAGGCUGUUCAAGAGGGCGGUAACCAAUGCUUUCAUGGUGUGUGGCGUGCUUUAUGCUACUCGCUUUUUGGAUGAUCACCGUGAAGAGGUGUUCUAUGCAUUUGACACAGCAACUGGCAAAGAGGACAACACGUUGUCAUUGCCGCUUGAGAAGAUCACUGAUGGAGUUGCCAGUCUGAGCUUCAACCCCAUCAACAGGCGGCUCUACUUGUACAACGAUGGGUAUCUUCUCGCCUAUCAAACCCACUUCUGAACGGAAAUUAAUGAAAAUCUGAAGCAGUUCUAAACAUUAUCCCGAGUUAUGAUAAAUCAGUUGUUUGGGAUUUGUUGGUUGUCAUUAGAGUGAUGGUUGUAAACUAUCCAAAUGUAUCUUUUCCUAUAUUUUUUAUUGUUUUCUUCAACUCUGAAAAAUAGCUACUUUUGAAAAAAAAUAUUUUGACUUCAACUAUUUUAUUCACAGAAAGUUUUGUUAUUAAAAUUGCUUGAGCAUCA
Molecule: messenger RNA, 2190 nt
Organism: Doryrhamphus excisus (bluestripe pipefish)
Lineage: Eukaryota; Metazoa; Chordata; Actinopteri; Syngnathiformes; Syngnathidae
Product: olfactomedin-like
Biological process (GO): signal transduction
Source: RefSeq, a predicted model, not a curated record